This is a messenger RNA of Ilex paraguariensis (yerba mate), 735 nucleotides long. The record is from the annotation of a GenBank genome assembly. Lineage: Eukaryota; Viridiplantae; Streptophyta; Magnoliopsida; Aquifoliales; Aquifoliaceae.
AUGAAGAUGGAAAGUUCUCUUCUCAAAAUUCCAUCUCUCAAAAUCCUAAACGCUAAACUCACCAGCCGCACCUUCGCAACUGUUCGUCUCCGGUUCCGUUCUAUUUCAGUAUCAGCAUCGGCAGCUUCUUCUUCAGUUGUCACCGAAGCAGACGACCCGAAACUCGGACCUUCUUCUCUUGGGCACAUCACCAGACCCGAUUUCCCCAUUCUCCAUCAGGAGGUAAAUGGAUCAAAACUUGUGUACCUGGACAAUGCUGCAACCUCUCAGAAGCCUACUGCUGUAUUGAAGGCUUUGCAGACUUAUUAUGAAGCCUACAAUUCAAACGUACACCGUGGAAUUCAUUUCUUGAGUGCAAAGGCAACAGAUGAGUAUGAAUUAGCAAGAAAGAAGGUGGCUACUUUCAUUAAUGCAUUUGAGUCUAGAGAGAUUGUUUUUACAAAAAAUGCUACUGAAGCUAUCAACCUAGUGGCUUACUCUUGGGGACUUUCAAAUUUAAUGGCAGGAGAUGAGGUUGUACUUACAAUUGCUGAACAUCACAGUGCUGUUGUUCCUUGGCAAAUUGUAGCUCAAAAGACUGGUGCCAUUUUAAAGUUUGUGACUCUAGCUGACAAUGAAGUUCCAGAUACAGGGAAGUUAAGGGAGAUGCUUUCACGGAAAACAAAACUUGUAGUCGUUCACCAUGUCUCAAACACGCUUGGUUUUGGAUUUAGAAAGGUUGAAGAAAGGCUGUAG